AGAGGAUCAGACAGUCAGCGCGCCCAUCUCUCCACGAAUCGCGCAGAAUGCCUGGCCAACGCGGGCCUGUACCAAUUGGCCAGGCAAAUGGCACCAGCCAGGACCUCACGCUCGACAUCCUCGAAUAUGUCGACACACACGAUCCUUUCCGCACCGAUAAAGCGUAUGCGCAAAUCCCGCAAGCAGAAAUCAAGGCUGCGCUGGAUCGAUUAGGCAGCAGGGCCAUGAUUGAGUACAAGACGCACGAAACAGAGCAGGUCGUUGUCACACGAGAGGGGCAGCAGAUCGUGGACGAGGGUAGCCACGAGUUCAAAGUGUGGCAGGCAGUGAAGAAUGCAGGGCGGCUAGGGCUGAAAGAUCCUGCACUGGCGACCCCAAGCGCGAAAGUGGGACAAGGAAAUGCUUUCAAGCAGGGCUGGAUUAAAAAGGAUGGCGAUGCUCUCAUUUCGCUGAAAGAUGAAGUACGGGAUGGCACAGCAGAGACUCUUCAGUAUGUUGUCCAGACUAAGACCAUGCCGGACCCGAAGCAAUUGAAGGACUUCCAGAAGCGAAAGCUGGUCACUACUCACAAAGUCAUUGCCUACGAAGUGUCGAAAGGACCGAAAUGGGCGAAGGAGAUUCCGGUAGAAGUGACAGAUCUGACGAUGGAAAUGAUCCAGGAUGGCAGCUGGAAAACUGCAAAUUGGAAGCCAUACAACUUCAACACUCUUGGCGCAGAGCAGCAUGCAGGUGCGCUUCAUCCGCUGAAUAAGGUGCGGGAGGAGUUUAGGAAGAUUUUCUUUUACCAGGGCUUCACUGAGAUGCCGACGGGACGCUUUGUCGACACUGGCUUCUGGAAUUUCGACGCCCUCUUCGUGCCCCAGCAACACCCUGCCCGCGACCUACAAGACACCUUCUAUGUCUCAGACCCCCCCGAGUCUGGCCUUCCUGGUCCCGAUUCAGCCGCCGAUGAAGCACUAGAAAAGAUGGAGAAGGACGCCGGCGCCACUUCUUCCAAAGCCAAGCCCCUCGACUACAAGCAGUACUACGAAGACAUUAAGGCUGUCCAUCAAGACGGCAAAUUUGGCUCUGUAGGUUACCGGUAUCCAUAUGCAGAUAAGGAGACGAAGAGGCUCGUGCUUCGAACGCACACUACAGCUGUCUCUACAUACUGCCUUCACCGUCUGGCUGCCGAUCCUCGACCUGCGCGCUACUUCUCCAUAGAUCGCGUCUUCCGAAACGAAACAGUCGAUGCGACCCAUCUUGCCGAGUUCCAUCAAGUCGAAGGUGUGAUUGCAGAUUACGGACUUACACUUGGCGGUCUCCAGAAGUUUCUGGGCAACUUCUUCAACAAGCUUGGCAUACUUGAUCUUCGCUUCAAGCCUGCCUACAACCCCUACACCGAGCCAUCUAUGGAAGUCUUCGGUUUCCACACUGGUCUCAACAAGUGGGUCGAGAUCGGGAACUCUGGUAUGUUCAGACCGGAAAUGUUGCUGCCGAUGGGUCUGCCAGAAGAUCUGCGAGUGUACGGGUUCGGCCUGUCUUUGGAGCGGCCGACCAUGAUCAAAUAUGGCGUGUCGAACAUUCGCGAGCUGCUCGGUCACAAGGUGGAUCUUGGAUUCAUCAAAAACAAUCCGGCCGUGCGCUUCGACUAUGAUUGAGCUGAGCUGGAGCGCCGGCUGUUGUUUGUGCGCACAUGUCAGAGUAAUACCCUGUAGAAACUAUAGCUACAUUGCGAGACGUCAUGAGUGUUAAAUGAAAAGUAAGAACGCAGUCGCCUGUCCGAUUCUCGAUACAAGACCACAAGAUUUUCGCGCACGAGACGAGGAACAAUCGCGAACCCUCUCGCUCGGUGGUAUUGUCGAGCCAACUCAAUGUCUCCAAUGAGUAGCCAACAACCUCGCAUGCUUGCGCAACCAUUCACAGGUUCCGCAGCCUCUUCACUUCGAGCGGUCAUACAUACAGAGCACGGGCGUUGAGGUCCGCUUUCGUUUGCUU
Pseudocercospora fijiensis CIRAD86 is the source of this 1977-nucleotide messenger RNA. RefSeq lists its product as uncharacterized. The transcript is spliced from 2 exons. Gene Ontology annotation, molecular function: phenylalanine-tRNA ligase activity; ATP binding; tRNA binding. Bases 48 to 1640 code for a protein of 530 amino acids. Lineage: Eukaryota; Fungi; Ascomycota; Dothideomycetes; Mycosphaerellales; Mycosphaerellaceae. Gene Ontology annotation, cellular component: cytosol; phenylalanine-tRNA ligase complex; cytoplasm. The record is from RefSeq and is a predicted model, not a curated record. Gene Ontology annotation, biological process: phenylalanyl-tRNA aminoacylation.